Molecule: messenger RNA, 2382 nt
Organism: Porites lobata
Lineage: Eukaryota; Metazoa; Cnidaria; Anthozoa; Scleractinia; Poritidae
Source: the annotation of a GenBank genome assembly
GUGGGGGCAAAAUUCAAGAUGGCUGCUGUUUUGUGGAGAAUUGCUGGCGAAAGUGUGUUCCAGAAAUCUGUUUUACCCUGCAUAAACAUGAUUCCUGUACGCUACAAAACUCACAGAAAAUUUCCCACGAGGAAAAGAAUCAAUCCCUUCGUAAAACUUCGCACGGAUCUGAUAAAGAGAUUAGUGUUAGCCCUUGUACAACAUGAGCGCAUACAAACUACUCAUCACAAGGCAUUACAGCUGAAGAAAUAUGGUGAUCUGGUAAGAGCCUAGAAAAGGUUUCUGCGUAUUCCUAGUCGUACUAAAACUAUUUUUCGGUCCAUACUAUUGCGUUGUUUCCUCACAUCGGAUAAAGAAACUUUUCGCCAAUGUCACCCAGGCCCUCUCUUUCUCAGGGCUGGCUCUAUCCAGGGUGAACUGCAAACAGAACUGCAUGUGCAGGGCUGUCAACCCCCCUACGUCAUCAAAUAUUGAGAAUGGAUAGGGAAGAAAUGAUAGAUGAUGUCAUAUCGCACAACAAAUUAUGUCAUUUGUGCCAAAGAUGCUCAUUGAUUCCAAUCGAUGUAUAUAGCACAUAAACAGUUCAUAUUUAGCCACACUAUCGCUUAAAUUGUAGUGGCAUACCAGAAUUUUUUAGAGAAACAUUCCAUGCUAACAGUAGCUCAAACAAUGCAAAGUAUUUGAAAUUUUAUGGUCGGAAAGUCGAGUCCACAAGAAAUAGCAACUUUGGCGAUUAUCCGGGAGAUAUCAGACCCUAAUCUGGAGACCGAGAAUUACGGUCCAAAAUCCGAAGUCUCCUGGAUUAUCCGGGAAAGUUGACAGCACUACAUGUGAGUGGUUAUGGAACUUACCCUAGACUUGCAGUGAUAUUCCUUUUAACAAAUUGGCACCUGCCAAUGUUUUCUGAGUCAAAGGCAUGAGAUUUUCAUCUUGCCGGUGACUGGGGUUUUCGAAAACAUCCCAUCAACUUCAGAAGAUUUAUGCUGACAUCAGAACAUUGCUGAAAAUGUCCAAAGAUGUUUACAUGACCUAUGAGCAAUUCCUAAGCUAUUUGAAAGACAACAAUCUUAACAUGUUUUGAUUUUGUUAGGACACAGAGUCAUUAUUCAGCACCUUUUUGGAAUAAUUAUUUUUAUGGAAAUUGAAUUGAAUUUUCAUCAUUCAUUGUGUGUUAAAGGACUAUGUUUCUGGAUUUGUGUCACUCAUGCAGAAGAAAUAGUUCUUGAUGUGUUAGAUUGAUGUGUUAAGUCUACAGGCGUGAGAGCCAUCCAUAAUGUGUGAGAGUUCGCAGAUACAAAAUUGCUUUUACAAAAACAGGUGAUUUGUGGCACCUUCUCCAGCAUAUAAAGCCAUGUAACACUUGUGCUUUGGGUAGUAAUGCGGUGUGCAAGUUGUUUUAAUUUCAACAGUCAAACAUAAAAUAAACAUCAAUGCCAACUUGUGCCAAAUGACCACCUUGUAUGAAGGCAGAUGUCUCACCAUAAGUCUUGAAAUCUAGUUUAAUAAUGCUCUGCAUUUUUUGAAAUUUUUCUUUACAUUAUACCUAUAACUCCACCAUUUUCAGGUUAUUACCUUGAUGCAGCGACAACAUCCACCUCCAGAUUUAGAUAUGAUUGAGGAUGGUUGGGUUCUAACUGAGAAGGAGGCCGCAGAAAAAAUGAUCAAGAAGCGCUUAAUCAACAGAAUGAGUAAAAAGAUUGUUGUUCCACCUCAAGUUCAGGGAGAAAAAGAAUACAUGCAAAGAUGCAAGAAAAUUGCAUUGGAGAUGCUGCUAGGAGUAAGAAAUUUUUGAUAUAUCGCUAGAAAUUUAUAAAAAUUGACUUACAGUUCCCUGCUUGUUCAAAAAAAGGGAUAGUGCUAUCCGCUGGACAAAUCACUAUCCAGAGAAACCAGCUGUGUUAUCCACUGGGUAGAGAUUUACUCAGUGGAUAGCAUUAUCCACCAUUUGAACCACUGGGGCCACUGUUUGUGUAUGACUUUAAAACUCUGUGUUUUUACUUACGUGGUCAUUCUAUACCCCCCAGUCCCCAUGUUAGGCAAAAGUAACAAACUUUUGAAAAAGUAUCUUUUAAAACUAACAGUAGUUUACAUGUAUGUUCUCAUUGCUUAUAGAAUGAAGAAGCACUGGAUAAACUUUACACCACUCUGAAGGAAAGAUACAAGGACCGAUAUGGAAAUUUUGUUCAAAUUACCAAAAUUCCUAAUCCACCAAGAUCGACAUUCCCAAAUAUGGCUUAUGUUGAACUGAAAGAUAACUCGCUACCACCUUUGCCUAAGCUUCCGGUUGUUAAAAAUGGAAAAUGGGUUGUUUACGGAAAUGAUGUGGAUAAUAUUGAUGAUAAAUUGCAAGAGGAAAGUGCUGUAGUUCAAAGUCAGAAUUAG